CGCGGUGACGCGCACGCCUCAAAUUGAGUGUGAGCGGUGACGAGCCCCACAGAGGAGCUUUCCUCCAGACCUGCGUCAGACGCACGUCUCCUUUAGGUUUUUGUGUCGAGCGAUAUGUGUGGCAUUUGCUUAAGUAUCAAUGUAAUAUUUGCACGGUUGAGGCUUGGAAGCCAAGUUUGAGCGUUUAGUAGACGGCUCGCUUGGCUACUUAACGCCACAGAAGUCCCUGGAAGAAAUUGACGCGGAUUGAUACAAUUCGACGCAGGGGCUCGGAGAGGAGGGUGGGGGAACCUUUUUCCUCAAGUGCGACUUUGCGUCCUUUCUCGCCUGCAAUCGUCCCCAGAAAUGGUGGGGCACCUUCACUUGCAAGCGAUGGAUGAAAGUCUCAAAGGAAAGAACCGGGAAGGGCUGCUCGACAGCCCGGACUCGGGGCUGCCUCCCAGCCCAAGUCCGCCCUUCUGCUCCCUUUCUCCCGCUCUCAUCGAGCCGCGCUCCGGCAGUUGCGCGACCCCCGUGGAGAGCCAGCAGCAAUCGGCCUGGAAGAAGGACGUGACUCGGGAGGGGAAACUGCUGCCUUACCUACUGCUCAACAACACAGGAACGGAACCCAGGACCCGCAUGUAUCCUGUCUUCUAUGGGGAGAGCAUCGAAGUUGACCCAAAGCCAGAGCAAGAAGUCAAGUGCACAUCAGCGGUCCGUUACGACUCGGACAAGCAUUACCAAAACCGGGUUUACUGUGUCCCCGUUCCCACGGUGACUGCAUAUAGCGAGACGGUGGUGGCAGUGCCCAACUGCACCUGGAGGAGCUACAAAUCCCAAGUGUACCUGGAGCCGCGGCAGAAGCCCGUCAGCUACCAGACCACCACCAUCGUGUACCCAAAACACGCCAAGAACAUUUACCGCACCACGCUCAUCUAUAAGGGCACGGCUGCACGUCGUUGGUUCGUCUCCAGAGUGCGGCUGGAGUCCAGCGAAGAUUCAAGUCCUUGUAUCAUUUACACGGAGGACCUGUAGGCCCGCACCCAACAUGGUUUUUUUUUUUUUUUUUUUUUCAAGGACUUGAGUACAACAUAUUAAAAGAGCACGAUAACUGGAGGCUUAACCUUUUAUUUUUUUAUUUUUCUCAUCUCAACCCAAAGGAAAUCUUUCAACUUUGUACUGGUGUGGUUUUUGAAAACCUCAUUGGCUAAUAAUGUCUUACUAUUUAAGGAGAACGAGAGCUGACAUAACUCCUUUUGCUCCUGCGGAAUUGACUUUUGUGAGAAGAGUCACGCAAGAGAUGACAGAGAGAAAAUAUCAUGACGAAGAUCUGAGGAUUUAAUUACAUGAGCUGGUGCAGCUUUUCUAAGUUCCAGUUUCAUUGCACUUGUUUCCAUAUAUGAAAAGGAUCUCGAUGUGUGUGGGUGUGUUUGAACGAUUGGACCAAAGUAAGUUAGCAGCCACACAAGCUGCACAUGGCUUCAUCACACCAUUUUCUCACCAUAUUUAUAGCUAUACCUGAUUGUAACAUGGCAUCCUAUUUAUGCAUUACAAUUAUACACUGGAGUAUGAGUGCCACACUGAAAAAAGGAGGGGAAAAAACAGCCCACUAGAAUAAAGUAAGAAAAAAUAAAAAUUCAGAGCACCAUUAUGUGCAGUUAAAUAUAUCUGAGAGAAUUAACCUGACCGCAAACUGUUAUUUGAAUAGUUUGUAAGUGUUUUCAACAAAUAUUUGUUUUAUCCUAUGAAUGCAUGGGCAGUCCAUUAAGAGAAACUGGUUGCUGAUUGUGGGACUUCAUUGCCAUAUAACAGUGUGGUCUAAUACUCCCUUGCAUAAUUACGAAUCAUUAAAAAUAAAUUCAAGAAGUGGCAAAUUUGGAAAGCCCCAGAAAAGGUGUUAUUAAUCACUUUUGCUGUAAUGCUGAAGGUAAAUGGAAAGUGAGAGGAUCUGAUAUGACCAGGUGAUUAAGAAAAUAUAUCAGGUCGACAAGUUCUUUUCAUUCUAAUGCAAAAAUUCAGUCAAUACCGGUAUGAAUAGAUCGCUUCAUUUUUCUUUUCUUAAGGUUUUUACAUGCAAAAUUUGGUGCAGACUUGACUGGUCGUAAACAAAUGUGGAAGCUGUUCUAACAAUGCACACCUUCCAUUGCAUCUGCCAAACGACCAGUGAACACAGAAUGGCAGGUGCAAACCUGUGCGUGCAGAAUUGCUAGCGCAAAACAGCAGGUUUUUGAAAUGCCAGAAACCAUUGUCUGGUGAGGAAAGCCAAUCUGAAGCUUGUAUAUAUGGUUUAAAUCAGUGGUCCCCAACUUUUAUUUGCGCCCCGGAUCGGUUACGUGUCAGGAAUAUUUUCGCGGACCGGCCUUUAUAUAAAUAAAUAAUAGUUAUAGAAAUAAAUAAAUGCAUUUAUAAUAAAUAUAUAAAUGCGAUGAAACGAUACGACAGGCGUAAAAACAAGAAUAAAAGACAUAAAAAUAAAACUCACCAUUAUGUUGAAUUAGUGGGAGCACUGAGCUUGUUUCUCAGAAACGAGCCGGUCCCAUCUAGGCGUGAUGGGAGACAAUGACACCCGAAGUGGUCGUUUAAUGCAGGAUGCUUGGUCCCCAUGUGCCAAAGCGGUUUUGAAGGCUUCAAAAUUGUCCCCACUUAUGCAGAGUGGGCUUGGCGCGUCAAUCACCGGUGCCGAUAAAUCCAUAUUUUAAGUAGGACUCCAGAAAUGUUCUUUUAAAUGCAGCUUUCCUUUUCUUAGAAGUCGUAGCCUCUUCUUCCGUCUCCUCAUUGGGCUUUUUUUCCUUUCCGAAGAAGCCUUCCAAACAUUUUUGCUUGCUUCGCGUGCUCGACUGACGUCACGUGACCGAGACAAGCCUCUUGACUUGAACCGACGGAUGUAAUUGGGAGAGAAUCGCCCAAUUUUUUUUUAAUUUUUUUUUUAAUAUAUUUCAAAAUAGAUUCUUACUCAUUUUUUGCUAGCUUUGCAGGUUCGACUGGGAAAACAUGUCACGUGACCAGGACGAGCGUCUUGAUCUGAAUUAAUUGAUCGUCGAUAAUAAUAAUAAUAACAAAUCCUGUGCGGCUUGGCGGCCCGGUACCAAGUGACCCACGGACCGCUAUCGGUCCGCGGCCCGGUGGUUGGGGACCACUGGUUUAAAUAAUUGAAAGAUGUCAUGCCACGUCAUCUAAGACAAAACUGCAUAAACGCCUCAUUGUUUUGGGGUAAGAGUUAUUUCAGCACUCUGACAGCGAAUGCUGGCCUCUACCAUGUUUUCAAGUGCGCUUUCCCAUAUUUAAAUGUGGUGUUACCUAGGAUGUACAGAUAGAUCCAUCCCAGAUCACAUGCAGUUAGAGUAAAUGAAAAUGCAAUUUUGGACCUGCUGUUUGUGAUCUGACUAAAUCAAGCAAAGCCAAACAUUUAGUCGAACUUCUAUUUGACUGACAUCUAGUUUGUUUGCAAUCAGUGUGGCAUAAAGUGAAUUAAAUUUCCUAAUGUUAUUUUUCAUUUCUAUACAAAUGUGUACACACUUGAUGUUUAGACUCUGUCAGUUCUGUCGCUUGAAAAAAAAAAGCCUCAAAGUGUGUAUGAAAGCCGCACGAGUGGUGCAUGCUAGGAUUAACCGAGGAAACAGUACGUUGUGAUUAAAGAGAUGGUAGUUUAGAAGUCUGAAUUUAGAUUCAUAUCAGAUUGAGCUGUGGAAAUGAGAGCGAAGAUUUUGCAGGGAACAGCCAGGUGUCGAUGGUGACUGAAAUGUUAUAAGAACGAUGUGAAAAGCUGGUUGGAUGUGAACUUGUUAGUAUUUUGCUGGUUUCAUGUCAGUUCAAGUGUGUGCUUCCUAACACUUGAUUUUGUUAUUGUAAAAUAGUUUUCUGAUAUAUAUGUGGACUUGAGGCACUUCAUAAUUGUCUUUUUAUUUUUGUACGUCAGCUGUUGUUCCUAUUUCAUUUAAUUUAAAGAUGUAUAUUGUGACUGAAUUUGGAAAAAAAUAAUCUAUAUCUUGGACUAGAGGUCAUUUGUGAUUUUGGAAAAAUAAACAUAAAGCAGGUAACACAACAUAAGGUGUUUCCUUCAGGAA
Messenger RNA from Syngnathus typhle (broad-nosed pipefish), 4043 nucleotides. It is a transcript of the gene rflna, whose product is annotated as refilin A. Lineage: Eukaryota; Metazoa; Chordata; Actinopteri; Syngnathiformes; Syngnathidae. The record is from RefSeq and is a predicted model, not a curated record. Bases 346 to 1014 code for a protein of 222 amino acids. The transcript has 4 exons. Gene Ontology annotation, biological process: skeletal system morphogenesis; negative regulation of chondrocyte development; actin filament bundle organization. Gene Ontology annotation, molecular function: filamin binding. Gene Ontology annotation, cellular component: actin filament bundle.